Molecule: messenger RNA, 585 nt
Organism: Botrytis sinoallii
Lineage: Eukaryota; Fungi; Ascomycota; Leotiomycetes; Helotiales; Sclerotiniaceae
Exons: 5
Coding region: 1-585 (194 amino acids)
Source: RefSeq, a predicted model, not a curated record
AUGUCUCCACCUCAGAUAUCCGUGGAUAUUGCCAUGACCUUAAUUAGGAAUGGCGAUACUGAUUUUCUCAUCGGCUACAGAAAUUCGAUCCCUGAUCCAAGAUACUUGUCAAUGGAGCAAAGAAAGGACGUCACCCCCGCUGUAUUGGAAAUGCCGAGCCUCAUAAAUUCAUUUACUUUCAUUUCAGAAAGGUCGAUGACUCAUUGGACAGAAAUGUUGGAGUGUUGUAACCUUAUCAUUGAAAAGAAUAUUUUGACUCAGGGGACCAUCGAUGAUGACGAUGAUGAAGAUGAUGGAGAGGAUGGAAAUGAGGUUAACAACGCCACUCAAACUGCUCUCGUAUCUUCCUCCAACAUCCCUGUUGGAUCAGCAAUUCUGAACCCAGAAUUAAGCUCUGUUUCCACACAUAGCGGUUCGAUAAUCCUACACUCCCUAUUCAUUGGCCCCCUAGUGGUUGAUCCUCAAGCAUUGAGUAUACCUGCAGAAGUUGAAUCGUUGAAUCUUAACGACGACCUUGAUGUAAUGGAGUUUGAGCUCCUUAAUUCUGUCAACAAUGAGGGCUAUGGAGGGUGUUCAUUGCUAUAG